GCGCUGCCCGUGUGAAGAUGCUCUGAGCGUUGACCGUCGCCGGGCAGGCCUCGGCCCGCCAUGAACACCUCCCCAGGCACGGUGGGCAGCGACCCGGUCAUCCUGGCCACGGCCGGCUACGACCACACCGUGCGCUUCUGGCAGGCCCACAGCGGGAUCUGCACGCGCACCGUGCAGCACCAGGACUCCCAGGUGAACGCAUUGGAGAUCACGCCCGACCGCAGCAUGAUUGCUGCUGCAGGUUACCAGCACAUCCGCAUGUAUGACCUCAACUCCAAUAACCCCAACCCCAUCAUCAGCUACGACGGGGUGAAUAAGAACAUCGCCUCCGUGGGCUUCCACGAGGACGGCCGCUGGAUGUACACCGGCGGGGAGGACUGCACCGCCCGCAUCUGGGAUCUCAGGUCCCGGAACCUGCAGUGUCAGCGCAUCUUUCAGGUGAACGCGCCCAUUAACUGUGUGUGCCUGCACCCCAACCAGGCGGAGCUCAUUGUGGGUGACCAGAGUGGCGCUAUCCACAUCUGGGACCUGAAGACCGACCACAACGAGCAGCUCAUCCCCGAGCCCGAGUUCUCCAUCACGUCCGCCCACAUCGACCCCGACGCCAGCUACAUGGCAGCCGUGAACAGCAUGGGCAACUGUUAUGUGUGGAAUCUCACGGGGGGCAUUGGUGACGAGGUGACCCAGCUCAUCCCCAAAACCAAGAUUCCAGCCCAUACGCGUUACGCCCUUCAGUGCCGCUUCAGCCCUGAUUCCACGCUCCUCGCCACCUGCUCAGCUGACCAGACAUGCAAGAUCUGGAGGACGUCCAACUUCUCCCUGAUGACGGAGCUCAGCAUCAAGAGCAGCAACCCCGCAGAGUCGUCUCGAGGCUGGAUGUGGGGCUGCGCGUUCUCUGGGGACUCUCAGUACAUCGUCACGGCCUCGUCUGACAACCUGGCCCGGCUCUGGUGUGUGGAGACUGGAGAGAUCAAGAGAGAGUAUGGUGGGCACCAGAAGGCUGUUGUCUGCCUGGCCUUCAAUGACAGUGUGCUGGGCUAGCUUGAGUUCUCUGGACUGCAAACCACCACCAGGCGGUGGCUCUGGUGGGACUCGCCUCCCCAGCACCCUGGCCGAGGAGAGCCUCUGCGUCAGCUCAGCCCAGAUCUGCCAGGCCAGCCUGCUCUCUGUGCCCAGUUGCUCUUCAGGAUGCCCACUGCGCCAGGCUGCAUUGCCUGGGUGGGGAAAGGCCGCACCGCCUAAGAGACUGGACCCCAACCUGAGGCUGAGCCCCGUUUCCCUCCUGAGCCCCGCCCCCGCCCCUUUCAGUCCUGAGGCUGCAGAGAGCACCACCAUGGCGAGAUCAGGGUUUAUUAGUCUGCGACAGCAGCCGGCCUCCGCAGCGCUGGCGGGGACAGGGCUGGCCUGGGCCAGGCGGGG
Molecule: messenger RNA, 1419 nt
Organism: Dipodomys ordii (Ord's kangaroo rat)
Lineage: Eukaryota; Metazoa; Chordata; Mammalia; Rodentia; Heteromyidae
Gene: Mlst8
Product: MTOR associated protein, LST8 homolog (S. cerevisiae)
Exons: 10
Coding region: 61-1041 (326 amino acids)
Biological process (GO): regulation of actin cytoskeleton organization; TOR signaling
Cellular component (GO): TORC2 complex; TORC1 complex
Molecular function (GO): protein binding
Source: RefSeq, a predicted model, not a curated record